CGAGAUUCUCCUAGCACACCAGAGGACCAUCAUCAAUCAAAUCUCCCUGGCCAGCACCCAACAACAACUUGUCCUUCGCUCUAUUGUAUGCGCCAUCGCCGCCGCCCAGAGAAUAAAGUCGAAACCGACAGCCUAGUCGCCGUAUACGGAUUCUUCCCUGGCGGCUGUCGUCCACAACCUGACUUGACGCGGUUGCUCAGCCAUCAACUGUCUGCACGAACUCUAUCUCCUACCUUUGGAAACCCAUCCCAUAUAUCCCAUAUCCCAUACGAGCACAUGAGCUGAUCUCCUACGAUCUUUAUUCUGACAACACCAUAAUUCAUUUGCUUCACAAUCUCAUCUUGCCAUCGACGUCCUUUAGCGAACCAUUCCUGCCACGAGCUUUCUAUUUUGGGCCAUUCGGGCUUCCGACAACCACCUCUCAACCACAUUGUCCGAACUUGCGUCUCGACUGCCGGACAGUACAGAGACUGAGUCUUUCAAAGAGAGUCCUCACACCGCUUAAUUGUUGCUUAGUCGUCGACUGGACAUAUUUGGGACCCUUGUGCACUUUCUGCCGCGCCUAGGAAAAGAUUGUUAAUGCACUACAUUGUCUUGUCUCACAUGAGGUUCAUUAGGGUUUGAGACAUAAUCAACCACAUGUUCUCGACAGUGCCGGUACACUGUGCAGUACAGAUUGUGGAAAGAGGACAAAAUGGCUACAGCAUUGGAGUCUCCAAUGUUAUUUCCAGAGUCUCCUCUGGAUACAGAUGACAUUCCGUUUCCAUGUAAAGGCUGUGGAUUGAUUCUUGAAGAAGGCAAGGCAUUCGAACUUGCUGGCAAUAGAUGGCAUAUCGAUUGCUUUCGUUGCAAUACCUGUAACACCCUGCUCGACUCCGAUGCGAACCUCCUACUCCUCGGGGACGGAUCUCUGAUCUGCAACAAUUGUACCUAUAGCUGCAGCAGUUGCGGCAACAAGAUCGAGGAUUUGGCCAUCUUGACCGGAGAUCAAGCCUUUUGUGCCAACUGCUUCAAAUGCCGAAAUUGCAAGAGAAAGAUUGAAAACCUGAGAUAUGCGCGCACAUCACAGGGGAUCUUUUGCAUGGAUUGCCACGAGGCCUUGAUGGCAAGAAGGCGCAAGAAGUCGGCCAAGGGCGCAGCACACCGAUCUAAACCUUCAAACAAUGCACACUUGGACAAGUCGCUCCCCGCGAUUCCUCCUCCAGAAGCCAGAAAGACGGCGUAUGUGGCUGACGAGUCAUCUCCGUAUCUUGAAGGCUACGUCGAAGCUCCUGGUGAUAUUCCGUCUGUAGCAAAGACGAUGAGUGAGCUACAGAGGGACGUUGAUUCGCGACCAUCCACAGGUGACCAGACUUCUCCACGAGAUAUGCUCACUCUUCCCUCGACCACAUUCCGCAACAACAGACAUUCUAUGAUGUCCCAGCGGUCAGAUCUCUCCGGGGGUGGAGGAGGUGAGGAAUUCUUGAUUCCGCUCGCCUUCGAUCCCACGCCUCCAGCUGCGAAUCAAUCUCCUGCCAUGGCAAACCAGGUCACGCCUCGUGUCGUCGAAGAAAAGCCUAAAGACUACUUUUCGAGUCGGCCAGCUCCCACAGCUCAAUCCAACGUUGCAAAGUCGAAUACAUCCAGCCCGCAUAUCGCCUACCAAGAGAAAGGGCGCCGGCCUUCACGUGAGGUCACUGAGAAGGGUCGGUCAGGCGGAGAUGUGAGCAGAUCAGGCUCGCAGCGUACUUCAUCCCACAUUGUGGCGGAGAGACCUCGACAAUCUCAAGAGUCUCCUCGUCUGUCGCAGCAAACUGCUCGCACCAAUGAAUCUGCGUCCACCGAGAGAUUCAAACUCCAGGAUGCGCCACGAAAGAAAGUCGCCAGCUCGACGCCUAACUCGCGGUCGGAAGCGUCCACUCCUCGAGCCGACUUGCCUACAGAUCCUAUCGAACAAUUUACGUUGUCUAGAACUCCUGCUACUGCAGACGUAAACUCACCCUCCGACGCGGGUUUCGCGACUCCGAAUGUGUCCGAUGACUCGAGUCCAGCCAUGACAGACGAAUCACCCAAGCACGCGCAAUUACCUACAACGUCGCUUCUACAAACUUUGCCAAAGCGAGGCGAUUCUCUCGACAGCGCGAAGCGUACGCAGACAAUACCUAGGAAAGAGCUGAACUCUGCAGCGAACAUACCUUCGAGCCUUAGUGCAACAGUCAAUGGAGCAUCUCCUGGCUCGAAAUCUUUGAUGCAGCCUGCUGAGCUCGCCAGGGCCAACGGGGGAAAGGUUAUCUCUGGCCCAAUCGGGUCUCCUAGCUCCAAGAGCAUCUUUGACACUGCAGACGAUUCGACCAACCAACCAGAUCUUCCAAGUGCUGGUAGAUUGGGCAAUGAAUCCUUCGUGGAUCCUCGAGCUCCUCCUCUGCCACCUUCAGAUCAUUCACGAUCACGCAACGAGUCUUUCAGCACAUUACACUCCGAGCAUCAACGAAACUUAGAAGGACAGAAAUCACCUGGUCUUCCAAGAUAUUCUACCGGCGUUGAAUUCUCUAUGGACGAGGAUAUGGCUCGCAUCAUGGGUAAUGAAGAGCAAAACGCACAUGAGUCCUUCCUCAAGAGAGUGUCGAAUUCAGUCCGCCACGGUCGUAGUUAUAGCGACAAGACCGGACGCCUGUCCCGCGACAGAUGGCCAAGAUCCCCUCCAGUCGGUCCUUCAGGUAUUGGCCAAGAGAUCAGUAGCCCUACGUCUGCCUCUCCUGAAAAUCGGGACGAGCUUGCUUGGUUCAAGAAUGAGCUCCGCCGAGAGAGACAAAAGAAGAUUGAGCGAGAGAAGCGCAUAGCUGAACUCGAAGCUCAACUUGAUUCAACUGCCAAUAUCAGACAAGUCAACUCCGAGUUAAAGGAGAAGAGGUCGACGAUUGUUGUCCUCGAUUCGCAAAAAGAGAUUGUGGUUCGUGAACUUGAAGUUCUGACCGAACAUCUAGCAGUCGCGAAACGUAGUGGCGAGCCGUUCGACCUGUCCAAAUUGAGCAACGCAGUCCUUCGUGACUUUGCGGAAUCUCUGGAGAAGUUGAAAGAUUCUUUUGCCCCUCAGAUUGAAGAAUCGAUACAGAAGCGCAAUGACCUGGUCGACGAAAUCGCCAAUUUGACGCAGAUGAAGGAUAAGAGUUUUAUGGAAUUCGAACAGUUGUCAUCCAAGAAUGCACAGUUGGCAGAACUCAACAAUCAACUGGUUCACCAAAUCCAAGGUCUCUAUAAAGCGAACUCGGGUGCCCAGGCCGAGGCGACCAAGCCGGCCAUGAAUGGCCUCGGUAUCUAUUCGCAUCACAAGGAGAAGUCGAAUUUGUCCUUUGACUCUCGGGAGACCAUGCGUAAUGCGUCAACCGAUUUGACCAACAUUGAAUCAGCCACCACUCUACAAGCUGGGGAAGCAGAGCCGGUGACGGUUCUACAAGGUCCACAGAUGGUGAACAUCCGAAAAGGACAACCGAAAAAGUUCGAUUGGAGGAAAGGACAAAAAGUUGCCAAGGGGGUAACUAAGGGUCUGAAGGGUGCUUUCUCUUCGACACAACAGAGUUACAGUCGAGAUUUGCAGUUCGCCGAGACUGGAGCUUACGGUGCACAGCCUCUUGGUCAAGAAUACUCCAGCCUGCCAAAGGCGAACCCAGAACCCGUCAAGCAGGGUGGCUUUGGCUUCUUUGGCAAUCAGAAGACCACAACCAAACCGAAUGGGCUUUAUGCUUCACAGGCCAACACCAGCACGCCCUCUUUACUUGUUGACGCUGCUACACAAUUAUUCGGCUCGGACCUUGAGCAGCGGGCUGAAUUCGAAAAAACCGAAAUUCCAAUGAUUGUGAAGCGGUGUAUCGAAGAGGUUGAGUCGAGAGGCAUGGAUGUUGAAGGCAUUUAUCGCAAAUCCGGUGCAAAUUCACAAGUGCAACAAGUCAAGGAAUGGUUCGAGAACCCUACAAAAGACUUCGAUCUGUCCGAUCCGGACCUCGACAUUCAUGCUGUGACUUCGGGACUGAAGCAAUACUUCCGACGGCUGCCCACACCCUUGAUUACUUACGAUGUCUAUGACAAACUGCUUGAUACGACCAGUAUUGCAGAAAAGGAUGUCAGACUCGAAGGGAUGCAGCGCGCACUGGAAGAUCUUCCCCAAGUGCAUUACGAUGUGUUGGAAUACCUCAUUCAACACCUUGCCAGAGUGGUGUUGCAAGAGAAAGAAAAUCUCAUGACACCGAUGAACGUCGCUGUCGUUUUCGCGCCCACCAUCAUGCGACCAGAAAGCCUCAAUCGCGAGCUGAGUGAUACGAAGAUGAAGAAUGAGGCGGUCAUGUGGAUGGUUGAGAACUCCGAGCGGCUCUUUGUGAAGUGAAACCAAAAAGGUCCCUUGGGCGUCACUUGAAGGUUCUUGGGCUGAAACCGAACAGAGGAUCAAAAAGUUUCUUCUUCUUCAUGAUCAAUGAUAGUGUUUGUAUCAAAUUAUUGAGCCAGGCGUCUUGGAUUGGUAAUAGGGGACCAGGCAUGAUCGCCCUCAGGGUUGGAGGAGGAUCUUUUGGCUGGAGUUUUGCGACAUAUCAUUGUGCGAGGCAUAUAUGCCUGCAGGGAGAGCUGAGCUCCAAAGUUUGGGCUUCAAUUCAGCGGACUGUGCCACUUGUAGGGGAUUGGAUAGAGACAAUGCAGUCGAGUAGAGGCUGCAAAAGUGUUGAAAGGGUACGGAGUCCAUCUACCUUCAGAUACCUAAGAUA
Exophiala oligosperma is the source of this 4730-nucleotide messenger RNA. RefSeq lists its product as uncharacterized. NCBI's taxonomy places the organism in Eukaryota, Fungi, Ascomycota, Eurotiomycetes, Chaetothyriales, Herpotrichiellaceae. Gene Ontology annotation, cellular component: cytoplasm. The transcript has 6 exons. Gene Ontology annotation, biological process: regulation of GTPase activity; signal transduction. The record is from RefSeq and is a predicted model, not a curated record. The coding region runs from base 695 to 4357 and encodes 1220 amino acids.